Messenger RNA from Engraulis encrasicolus (European anchovy), 3475 nucleotides. It is a transcript of the gene frs2a, whose product is annotated as fibroblast growth factor receptor substrate 2a. The record is from RefSeq and is a predicted model, not a curated record. Gene Ontology annotation, cellular component: cytoplasm; cell-cell junction. The transcript is spliced from 8 exons. Bases 763 to 3018 code for a protein of 751 amino acids. Gene Ontology annotation, biological process: fibroblast growth factor receptor signaling pathway. Lineage: Eukaryota; Metazoa; Chordata; Actinopteri; Clupeiformes; Engraulidae. Gene Ontology annotation, molecular function: transmembrane receptor protein tyrosine kinase adaptor activity; fibroblast growth factor receptor binding.
AAAUACAAUGUGGGAACACCCACUUUUCCAAGUUACUACGACCCGGAUGUAUUCGUAGUAGCGUUUUGCUCCAGAACGAGGCCCUGUGCGAUCAAGUAGGACAGUAGGAGUUGCUGUGCGAUCGAGUGAUUUACAAGGCAGGACGGGCUGUAAUUUGCUUGAAUGUGUUUUGUUACUAUUCGCAUACAUUGUAACAUUACUGUUUAUUUGCGGCGAGAUUGUAACAAAUGGCGUUCUAAAGGGGGUAGGCGAACGUGGGAUGGCUUUGUCGGUGACUUCAUUAUAGAAUGGGACAUAUCUGAAGUUUUGUGUUUGUUUUUUCGCGCUCUGAGAGAGGACUGUGUGGAGUUUGAUUUGGGCUGCUAGUUCAGACGAAUUUCACUAACUAAUGUUAGUUUGCUUGCAUAAUCGUAUUGAGACAUAUCUCGUCGCCGAAAUAUUGGAUUCCGGGAACUUUUCCAUUUCUGCUGCAUCCACUCCCCUACGACGGAUAAUAUCGACCCCCGCCACCCCACCCCUACGCUCACGUGAAUCAGGAAGGAGCAAGUGACAGUGACGUGACCCCAUAAGGACGCCAGCUAGAGCUCUGCACUGCGUUUCCAGGGUUGCCAUCGUGCAGGAUCUGAUCCAUACUCUAAUGAAUAGGCUGGUCGUGCUGCUGGUGGCCAUGGCUCGGUGAGGGAUGAGUGAGGCGGGCUUUGGGGAGGGACCCAGGAACGUUGAUGGCUGGAUGUAGAGAUCAGAUGGUCUUCUAAAGAAGCCAUGGGUAGCUGCUGUAGCUGUCCUGACAAAGACUCCAUCCCAGACAACCAUCAAAGCAAAUUCAAGGUGAUCAAUGUUGACGAUGACGGUAACGAGCUGGGCUCCGGCGUGAUGGAGCUGACCGAGGAGGAGUUGAUCCUCCACACGCGGAAGCGUCACGCGGUGCGCUGGCCCUACCUCUGCCUGAGGCGCUACGGCUACGACUCCAACCUCUUCUCGUUCGAGAGCGGACGCCGCUGUCAGACCGGACAAGGUAUCUUUGCCUUUAAGUGCGCGCGGGCAGAGGAGAUCUUCAACAUGCUGCAGGACAUCAUGCACAGCAACAGUAUCAGUGUGGUGGAGGAGCCGGUACAGGAGAUCAGUCCAGCAGCAGCAGCAGCAGCAGCAGCAGCGCAGACAGCAGAGCCCACCACCACCACCACCCAGACACCCACGGAGGUCCCACGCACACCGCACACUCCUACUACUCCAGGGUACUCCGUGCCCACCAUGGCCAAUGGCAUCGGGCGCUACCCCUCGUUUGGAGACCCCUCCUCGCGCCCUUCCAGUCGACACCCCUCUGUGGGCAGCGCCAGGCUACCCUCUGUGGGAGAGGAGUCCACGCACCCCCUCCUGGUCUCAGAUGAAACGGUACACACGUACGUGAACACGACCGGUGUACAGGAGGACAGGCGGAGUCGAGGCAGCGUGCAUGCCCCCUUGGACUUGCGGCUGUCCAAUCCCGACAGCCUGGUGGGUGGGCACUCGUCCUCCCUGGCCAAUGACACGGCAUUGGCAGCAGAGGGCCACGUCCUAUUGGAGCCAGAGGGGGUGGCCAAGUUUGUGCUGGGCCCCACCCCCGUGCAGAGGCAACGGGAGGCGGCGCAGAGGGUAUCGCCGCCGCCUAGUGGCGGUGGAGGAAGGCCGACGACAGGAGACACAGAGCCCACCACGGGACCUCUGGCGUCUUCCUCCUCCUCCUCCUCCUCCUCCUCCACCACCACCUCCUCUUCCACCUCAUCUACAUCGUCUUCGUCAUCCUCGUCCUCCUCAUCGCAGGCUACGGUGGUGAACGGCUCUACGCUAACCCCUACUGGGCCGCAGUUUGACUGCGACACGGGCUACGACAGCGACGAACGCAAGGAGGCGGCGAACUCCUCAACGUCAAACGCCAGCGCCACCAACACGUCGUCGGCAGCACCGGGGGCCAAGACCUCCACGUAUGAGCACCAGAACGGCUCUGCCGCCACCCCUAACCCCAACCCUACCGCUAACGGUACGGCUAAGCCCACUCCGGGACCCGUUCUCCCAACCAAACCGUCGCUGCCCGCUUCAACAACAGGCUCGACCAGUACCACCACCACCACCACCACCAUCACCGGCGUUAGUAGUGGGGGCAUCAAGAUCAGCACGGGAGCUCGCCGCAUCCGGCCCCCUCUCCCCUUACCCGACCCGCACAACGCCAACAACUCGGCGCAGCGUCGCACCGCCCUGCUCAACUACGAGAACCUCCCCGCGCUGCCCCCCGUCUGGGAGACCCGCAAGUCCUUCUGCGAGGCCGAGGGAGGCAGCGGAGGGAAAGCCGGAGGAAAGGAUGAAGUGGGAGCGGAGAACACCUACACGCCAAAAACUCCCUCUCUCAACAACGGCUACCACCACCACCAUAGUAGCGCUCACCAUCAUCACAGUCACCAUGGCUACCCGCAUCAUCAGCAGCAUCAGCACCAGCAUACUCCGCACCCCAUGCUGCACCACGGCCUGGACCCGCUGCACAACUACGUCAACACGGAGAACGUGACGGUGCCACUCAGCGCGCACAAGCCCGACUCUGCGCGACCCCCCCGGCGGGACUGCAGCGCCUCGCAACAGCCCACCGUCUUCAACUUUGACUUUCGCAGGGGGGGCGGCGGGAUAGGGGGAUCGGCGUUGUCGUCAACGACGACAGGGGCCACGGCGGUCGGGGGUUACCACCCGCACCACCACCACCACCACCACCACCACCAACCCGAGCCCCCGAGGCAGCUGAACUACAUCGAGGUGGAGAUGGAGAACAACAACAAGGGCUCGGACUCGAGCGGGCCGCACACGCCCAAGACGCCCACCACACCCCUGCUUCAGCAGGCACUGAUGCCUCAGACGCCCACGCGCCGCACCGAGCUCUACGCCGUCAUCGACAUCGAGCGCACCGCCGCCAUGUCCAGCCUGCAGAAGGCACUGCCGCGCGACGACGGCACGGCGCGCAAGACGCGCCACAACAGUACUGAUCUACCCAUGUGAGCCCGGGCUGUGACCCCUUUCACCUUUUGACCCUUGACCCCUAUGAACUGAUCUCCCCACAUGACCAGAGGUGUCAAAGGACCCGGGAUGCCAUGUCAUUUUUCCAAACUUGUGUCCUCUGCUCUGGCCUCUGCCUCUGCCCUUGGUUCAUUUAACAUUCAAACAACAAACGUGGUAUCCAGGGCUCUAAAUUAACUUUUCUACCACCAUCCAAAAUGGCUGGUAGACUGUAAUAUUACUAGCCAAACACACACUCCCUAAUGGGUCAAAGUGGCUAGUAAGUUGGUCUUUUCUACCAGCCAAACUGAAAUUUUGCCAGCAUUCGGCCGGUUGUCUGUGUUUAUUUAGAAGCCUGUUGGUAUCUGAAUAGGCUCUAAGUGAAGUCUUGAUGAAAUGCACUUGUCUUGAUGAAAUGUGUCUGUUUCAAGGUUGGUUCAACAGCACCUCAAGAUCACAG